AUGAAAUACUUUAUUGUAAUUGCACUAUUAGUCAGUUUGAAUCAAUGUAUCAGCUUCUAUGCUAAGGAAGGAGUAGAAAAGUGCUUCUCAGAUGAAAUACCAAGUCAAACUAUUGUAGUGAUUUAUCAUGAAUUGAUGUCUGAAGGCGUGGCCAAAAAUGAAAAAAGAGACAUACCAAAAAUGAUUAAAGAUGGAAUCACUCUAAAUGUGUAUGGCCCUGAUGGCAACAUAGUGAAAACUGCUAAAACUGUGGAAGGAAAGAACAAAUUGUCAUUCACUGCUAAAACAAUGGGCAGAUACAAAUUCUGUGUCAUUAAGUCCAAGUAAUUUUGGAGUGUCAAUGAGUAUAAAUACUCCAUCAAAAUACAACAAGGAGUUGAUCAUAAUCUACAAGAUGCUGCAAAUAAGACUCAUGUUGAAUCAAUCAAAGACAGAAUCUCAGCCUUAAAAAACAGAACUGAUGAUUUCAUUUCACUUUAAUAAUUGAAUCGAGAAUAAGAAGAUAAAUUGACAACUCAAUCCAUUGAUAUCAGUAGAAGAGUUACUCAAACUACAAUUCUAUAAAUAGUUGUUCUUCUAGCAUCUGGAGUAUAUUAGAUUUGGAGCCUUAAGAAGUUCUUUAAAUAGAGAUUUUUGAUGUGAUGUUUAUUUUAUUAAAAAUUCAAUGCUU
Messenger RNA from Paramecium tetraurelia, 670 nucleotides. RefSeq lists its product as uncharacterized. The transcript has 5 exons. NCBI's taxonomy places the organism in Eukaryota, Ciliophora, Oligohymenophorea, Peniculida, Parameciidae. The record is from RefSeq and is a predicted model, not a curated record. Gene Ontology annotation, cellular component: endoplasmic reticulum; Golgi apparatus; endoplasmic reticulum-Golgi intermediate compartment. Gene Ontology annotation, biological process: intracellular protein transport; Golgi organization; endoplasmic reticulum to Golgi vesicle-mediated transport.